AUGGACAGCCAGGUCUUGAUUAUCGGUGCCGGGCCGGUUGGCCUCACGAUGGCGAUCGAGCUCGGCAGACGGAACAUAAGCGUGCUGCUCGUCGACAAGCGAUCAGGAUUCGGCAAGCUACCCAAGAUGGAGCGCUGCAACGCGCGGACAAUGGAGAACUUCCGCCGCAUGGGCAUAUCCGCCCCGAUUCGCGCUGCCGGCCUCGACAAUGACAUGCCCAUGGACGUCUUCAUCUGCCUGGAGAACCUCGCCAACCCACCACUCGUACACCAUACCUACGCAUCGGUGAGCGCCCUAUGCGCUGAGUACCAUGCGACCACCGAUGGCUCGACAGCAGCGGAGCCAUAUCAGCUCAUCUCGCAGUACACGCUCGAGCCUCUCCUGCGCGACCUUGCCAAACGCUACGACAGCGUCCAGAUCAUCUUUGGCCACGAGCUCGUUGACUUCACUCAGGACGACACGGGCGUCACCGCUCGACUGCGCCUUCCCGACGGCACUGUCACCGAAGCUCGCACAGACUAUCUCGUUGGCUGCGACGGUGCCUCGAGCACUGUUCGUGAACGACUCGGCUUUGUGCUUGAAGGCGAAUCGCUGCUCAAGAUGCGGCAAGCACUGUUCUACUCCGAGGACCUUCUUGAGCGUAUCCCGAUGGGAGUCGGUCGACACUAUCAUAUCGCUGACGACACGAACUCGUUCCUGAUCGUGCAGGAUGACAAGAAACACUUCUCGCUGCAUGCCACUGUAGACAGUGACGAGAAGAUGGCACCGCUGUUUGAGCGGAUUGUCGGCUUCCCGAUCAAGUACGAGCAGCUGUACGUUGGCGGGUGGCAGCAACGUCUCAUGCUGGCCGAUCAAUACCGUGACCGCCGCGUAUUCCUUGCUGGCGAUUCAGCUCACCUCGUUAUCCCGACAGGUGGGCUCGGUAUGAACACCGGACACGGCGAUGCCGUUGAUCUGUCUUGGAAGCUGGCGGCAGUCCUGCGUGGUUGGGGUGGGCCUGCACUGCUGGACUCCUACGCGGCGGAGCGGCGGCCCAUCGGUGCCCGUAACAUUGCGGCCUCAAGGCGAGCGGCCAAAGGUCGGCGCGCAUGGCGCCAGCAAUGGCGCCCGGAGAUCGCCGAAGACAGCCCUGCGGGCGAGGCUGUAAGGAGCCAAGUCAUCACGGUGGCUGAGCGGGAGCAGCGCUGGAGCAAUGAUCUGUAUGGUAUCGAGCUCGGGUAUCAAUAUACCAACUCGCCGAUCCUCAUGGAGGAUGGCGAAGAAAGCAACAUGACCGACGUUGAAUCGGGAUUCAUAUACCGACCAAUUGUCCAGGUCGGCUAUCGCCUACCGAACACCUGGAUGAGCGAUGGCAGAUCUAUCCAAGAUGUCAUUGGUGAUGAGUACGUGCUCAUUGUGAACCAAAACGAACCCCCGCACCUAGACUUGUUGGAAAAGGAGUUCCGGCGUAUCGGUGCCUCGUUGCGAGUCGUUCGGCCGGACACCACAGAAGCCAUUGCCGUCUACGGCAACGACUUGCUCCUGGUCCGACCCGAUCUGCAUAUAGCUUGGCGAGCUGCCAAGCUGCCUGAGGACCCUGCUCACCUUGUGGCGACUCUUACCGGCAAUUAA
Messenger RNA from Penicillium riverlandense, 1611 nucleotides. RefSeq lists its product as uncharacterized. The transcript has a single exon. Gene Ontology annotation, molecular function: FAD binding. Lineage: Eukaryota; Fungi; Ascomycota; Eurotiomycetes; Eurotiales; Aspergillaceae. The record is from RefSeq and is a predicted model, not a curated record. Bases 1 to 1611 code for a protein of 536 amino acids.